AUGUCUAAAAUAAAUGAAGCGCAUUCACAAGUAGAAUUAAAAAUGCAUUGCACAGAAUUAAAGAUCUCAGAUUAUCUAUCAAGGAGUAACGCUCAAGUAUUUUUAUUAAUUAAAGAUCAAAAGACACAAAAUUGGACAAGUUCAUGUUCUACCGAAGUAAUUAAAGGCGAUUCAAAUCCUUAUUUUGUUAAAAGUAUGUUAGUAGAUUAUUACUUUGAAGAAUUACAAGAAUUAAG
Molecule: messenger RNA, 236 nt
Organism: Diversispora eburnea
Lineage: Eukaryota; Fungi; Glomeromycota; Glomeromycetes; Diversisporales; Diversisporaceae
Source: the annotation of a GenBank genome assembly